Eutrema salsugineum is the source of this 7977-nucleotide messenger RNA. Its product is annotated as small subunit processome component 20 homolog. Gene Ontology annotation, cellular component: nucleolus; small-subunit processome; 90S preribosome. The record is from RefSeq and is a predicted model, not a curated record. Lineage: Eukaryota; Viridiplantae; Streptophyta; Magnoliopsida; Brassicales; Brassicaceae.
CGGAAUCGUUGCGUCGAGUGAGUUUACGAAACCCUAGCAGUUUCGGCCGUGAUAAUGGCGACUCCGAAUGAUUCUCGGGCUGUAAAGUCAUUUAACAAAUCCAAUGGAAAAAACAGAUUUGUGCACGAGAAUUUCUCCAAGAGCAUGGAUGGCAUUGAAAGCAAAGUCCACAAAGUCUUUAGGAGCUUGGAUAAGGUCAAGGAUAAGCCUUCAAAAGAUUCCACAUUUUUCAAGGAUUGCCUCGUGGAAUGGAGGGAACUGAAUACAGCAGCAGAUUUUAUUUCAUUUUAUGAAGAAAUGUUGCCGGUUGUUCAAACUCUGCCCUUAAUUAUCUCGCAAAAAGAAUUAAUCUUCAAAAAACUUGUCUCUGGAUUACAAAUAAAAGCAAGAUUCUCUCUGGAAGCGUUUCUUGGGUUGAUUGCUGCUUUAUCGAGAGAUCUCUUGCGCAGCUUUAUUCCCUUCCUUCCACGACUUGUAAACUCCUUAGUGACUCUCCUGAAAAAUUGUGGUCAGAAAGAGACAGAGAUUCUUGAGCAGAUAUUCUUAUCAUGGUCGUACAUAGUGAGGCACCUUCAGAAGUAUCUCAUAUGUGACCUCGAAGGUAUUCUCAGAUAUACAUUGGAGCUGAGGUAUUACCCCAACGAAUAUGUCAACGAGUUUAUGUCACCUUCGAUGUCAUUUUUAUUGAGGACUGCACGGGAUGAGCAACUCGAAAUAGGGAUCAAGAGGAUCCUUUCUGAAGUUGCAGAUCCACUGAAAAUAUGUGGAGGAGUUAGUCUACUAUAUCAUGUUAUGAGGGGUCCCUCUCUGAGACUCCAUUCCAAAGCUGGGCAGGUUUUGAGCUUCUUGCUGAAAGAUUCAACAUUGUCCUUAGGUGAUAAUUUCUUUUCUAAACAUAAAGCUGUGAGUUCAACUUUGCAAAGACUAUGCGAGGAUUUUAAAGCAGAAGAACUAAGUGUUAUGUGGAAUUGCCUGUAUGAAGAAACGAAAAAAUCAAUCAAAAACAAAAAAUCAGCUCAUUUGAGGCGACUCUUGACUCUGCUUACUUCAGGUGUUAGGGUUAAGAAAGGUCUCAAGGUUUAUGAUUACUCAUGUUUGGUUGGACUCGUGAGCCAGAUUGUGUCAACUUUUACGGAUUCCUCUGCUGUUCUCAAAAAAGUUCUGGGACUGAUGUUAUGCACCAUUGACAGACCUUGUGAUGUCAGUGAAAUCGAAUCCAUUGCCUCGCAAUGGGCUCCCAUCUUUUCGUUGAAGAGCUCAAGUUUGUUGAUUUUUUUGCGGGAGUUGCUAGAGAAAGAUAGAUUAAUAGUGAAAGCUUUUUCAAGUCAUAUAUUAAGGUCGAUCAACAAUAUGAUUUUUGGGUCUCCGGAGGAGGUAUUUCCUCUGUUACUAUCAUAUUGUAAGAAGCAGCAAACAAGUCACGACAGGGUGAACAUCAUAGAUGAAUCAUUUGAGAGAAUUCAUGAGUUCUUGGAAGAGAAGAUUAAGAAAAUCCAAACGAACAUAGAGAAUGCAGGAUUAGCUCAAAUAGAAGAGGCUGAGGUUGCUGCUGUAAGGAGAGCUGUCGAAUGUUUUCCCUAUUUUAAAGUGGAUUCGUCAUUGCUGAUUUGCUUAAAGAAUACUCUCAUACAGCAUUUGGCAGCCUCAGUUGGUAGCACUUGUAGUGCUCCGGAACUGAUGUGGCAGAGCUUACUUGGUGCUGUUUUGAGGUCAUGUCACAAAUUCCCUUCUAAUGGAAGACGCAUACACAGUGAUAUAGAGGAAGCUUUGUCUCUUGCUAAAUGUUACAAGUCAUGUGUACAAGUGCUGUCUCCUGUGGCUGACUAUUUGGAUUUUGUGUAUAGUCCUGCAUUAGCUAAUGAUGAUAUCUCUAAGACAUGUCCAGAACUUCAAGGAAAUAAUGCUGAAGAUGCCUUUGACAUGUUUUCUGAAAAUUUACGUCACUCGAACAAAGACAUCCGUCUAAUGACUUUAAGGAUUUUGUGCCAUUUUGCAACUUUGUUUCGUAACCCUUGUUUUGAAGAGCAUCCUCCAAAGAAGAAGCGGAAAACUGAAGUGAUUCAAAAGUCUUUCCAUGAAAAGAAUGUUCUUCACUUAUUAAAAACAGUCGAAGAGUCUCAUCUCACAGUAUCGACUGCAAUGGAGUUGGUCAGAGGCAUUACUACAAUACGAACGGAUCUCUCGGCUGGCAGGAUACAUGACGCAUAUGUGCCACUUGUGUUUAAUGGAAUGUUAGGGUUAUUUCAUAAUCGAUUCUCUGAAAUAUGGGAACCAGUAUCUGAGUGCCUUGCGGUUCUUAUGAGGAAGCACACAGGAGCGGUGUGGAACGAUUUUGUUCAUUAUUUAGGCCAGUGCCAACUAAAACUUGAAGCACACGACAAUCAUCGUGAGAAUGAAAAUUACAGCAUUUCACAGAAACAUACUGGUCUGAUGGAGAGUUCUAAUUCGUUUCUCUUUCAGUCGUGUGAUAGUACACCUACUGGAAAAGUAGUAUCUCUGUUGCUCAAGACCUUACAAAAAGUUCCCACUGUUGCUCUGUCUCGAGCCUCUGAUCUUCUGCCUUUGUUAUUGAAGUUUUUGGGAUACAACAGCGAAAAUCCUAUGAGGGUCGGAUUAUAUAAUGGCGGAGCUUGUAAAGGAGAGGAGUGGAAGGGGUUGCUUAUACAAUGGUUGGCUUUGCUGAAGUUGAUGAAGCAUCCGAGGUCUUCGCGUUUUAGCCAGUUUGUAAACGAUGUUAUGCAGAACAGGUUCUUGGACGAUAAUGAUGCUGAAAUACAAAUGAAUGUCCUAGAGUGCCUUGUGUUGUGGAAUGACUAUUUACUCCCACACCGCCACCGCUUGGAGAAUUUGAUCAAACCAAAAGAACUGAGAGAAGAGCUCGCGACCUGGAACUUCUCCAAGAACAUUGAUGAAGCUCACAGAUCUCAUUUUGUUUCUCUUGUAAUUAGGAUCCUUAUGCCAAAAGUUAGGAAUUUGAAGAACUCAGCGUCGCGUAAGCAUACAAGUAUUCGUCACCGGGAGGCGGUUCUUGGCGUUAUAUCUCAGCUGGAUGUUAAUGAACUUGCUCUGUUCUUCGCAUUGUUGAUGAAGCCUUUGAACAUCAUAUCAGAGGAAACAACGGACUUGUUUUGGAGCUCAGGCAAAAGCUCUCUGGAUUAUUUCCAAAAGUCGAAUUUCCACAAAUAUAUAAACGUUGAUAGAAUCUCGACCUUAUCCUGGAAGAAGAAAUCUGGUUUUCUUCAUGUCAUCCAACAUAUACUUGAAGUCUUUGAUGUAUUUCAUGUCCGACCAUUUCUCGACUUUCUGAUGGGAUUUGUUGUCCGGCUAUUGAUAAACUACGAUCCCAAUAUCGACGAAGGAAAGAGCAUUGAUAAAGAGAGUGUUGCAACAAAUCACGACCAGGCUGGCACUUCUGUGAAGCAGUUUAAAGAGUUGAGAUCCUUAUGUCUGAAGAUUAUUGCUCGUGUUCUUGAAAAGUACGAGGAUUGUGAUCUUGGCUCUGAGUUCUGCGACCUCUUCUUUUCAGCAGUGAAUCCGUUAAUCAAGAGUUUUAAGCAGGAGGGUUCUAGCAGUGAGAAACCAAGCUCAUUGUUCUCAUGCUUCUUGUCAAUGAGUAAAAGCCGCAGUCUCGUCACCUUCUUAUGUCGGGAAGAGUCUCUUGUUCCAGACAUUUUUUCGAUUCUAACAGUCACCACAGCUUCAGAAGCUAUAAAGUCCUCUGCCUUGACUUUCAUAAAGAACCUGCUCCGUCUUGAGAGUGACUUGGACGAUGAUGACCAUAUGAUCAAAGGAUUCUUAGAUCCUUAUAUAGAGGCACUGAUUAACAGCUUGCAUUCUCUUUUCCGUGAGGAUAUUUUGAAAAGGAAAUCAUUCAAGUAUCAUGGAGAAAGAGAGAUUAAGAUUCUUAAACUAUUGUCCAAGCACAUCCGAGAUGAAUCUAAUGUGAUGAAGUAUUUGGAUAUCUUGCUGUCUUUCUUGGAUAAACGUGUGAAAGAUUCUGAUAUUCAUCGUGAGGCUUUGCUAGCCAUUCAGGACAUCACAUCAUUGCUUGGGAGUGAGAGUACUAGCAAAAUUAUAGAUAAAGUCUCUCCUCUGCUUGUUGACGCUGAACUUGAUGUUAGAUUAUGCAUUUGUGAUCUUCUUGAAUCUCUUGCGAAAAUCGACUUUUCUCUGGAUCUAGUGGCAAAAUGCGUCAGCGAUAUGAAUGCAACCUCACCCAUGGAAGUCGAUGAGCUUGACUAUGACACAAUAAUCAAUGCCUAUGCGAAGAUUGAUGCGGAUUUCUUUAACAAAUCCUCGGAGCAGCACAUGAUGAUCAUUCUCUCACAGAGUUUAUACAACAUAUCAUCAUCAGAAGUUACGUUAAAGGACUGUGCAUGUAGCCUCUUGUGCACUUUUGUUGAAUUCUCAGCUUCCAUACUUUGCCAAGAGGCUUCAGCUCACUCUGACAUUGGCAAAGAGGUUUCAAAAUCUGAUGCAAGCUGGAGAGGACAUCGUGUGUUGUGGAUUAUAAAUAAGUUUAUUUUGAAACACAUUAAAGAUGCGGUAAAGAGAGGAAUUUCUUGUGGAAAGGAGGAGUUUCGUUUGAUACGCAAAAUGGUGACGAAACUUCCAGAUUCCGGGAAUCUUGCUGCAUUCAGACCUUUAUGCUCUGAAAACGAUGACGUUGAUUUCUUUAAAAACGUCUUUAGCAUUCAGACACACUGUAGAGCAAAGGCGAUUAAUCGUUUUGCCAGGGAAAUCAAAGAUAGCAGUCUGCCUGAGGGAGUAGUGAGAGAACUUUUGAUCUCAGUCUUUUUCAACAUGUUGCUUGAUAAACAAGGAAAAAUAGGUCAAAAUAAUGUCCAUGAUGCAUGCGUAGAAGCCCUUGCAUCCGUGUCUGCUCAUAUGAAUUGGGAUUCGUACUACGCUCUAUUGAAUCGGUGUUUCGAUGAGAUGAAGAUGCAUACCGAGAAGAAAAAGCGUCUGGUGAAUCUCGUCUGCUCGAUUUUGGACAGAUUUCAUUUUGCAAAAGAUGGUUGCGGACAGAUGGUUAGGACUUGCCUCGAGAAAACCUUGUUCCCCAAGAUACAGAUGCUGAUGGAAUCUGAAUCUGGUAGUGUUAAUGUGAACGGCUAUGUAGCUGCGGUGAAGGUUCUAAAGCUACUCCCCAAAGAGAUAAUGGACUCAAAUAUAGAUUUUAUAGUUUCUAAAGUUUCCGGUUUUUUGACGAACGGGUUGGAGAGCAAACGUGAUGAAGCCAGAAAGGCUCUGGCUGCUUGUUUGAAGGAACUUGGGCUGGAGGAUUACUUGCAACUUUUCCUUAAAAAACUACGUUCUCUAUUAAAGAAAGGAUCUGAUGUGCAUGUGCUCGGAUACACUGUCAAGUACAUCUUAUCGGAGUGCCUGCCCAAUCCUACGGGUUGGAAGUUGGAUCAUUGUUUGAAAGAUCUCCUUGAUGUGGAGAAAGCCGAUAUCCUUGGAGACGUUCAUGAACCUAAAGAGGAUGAAAAAACUUUAUCGAAGAAGACGAAGAAAGAAACGAAAACACGCGAGUCACGUGAUACUAUGAAAUGGAUUGCUGAAAAUGUAACGUUCAGAAGCUAUGCAGUGAAGCUGCUUGAUCCGGUCACUUCGAAGCUGGAGGGGCCUAUGACUUUAACGUUAAAAACAGAACUGGAGAAGAUGUUGAAGCAUAUUGUGGCUGGUAUUGAAAGAAAUCCAUCUGUUGAUCAAGGCGAUCUUUUCUGUUUUAUAUAUGACCGUUUUAUUAACACCAAGAGUGGUCUUGGAGACCAAGCGUCUUCUCAGCCAUCCAAAAAGAAAACGAAAUCGGGACAUCUGCAAGAAACUUCUGGUGCCAAGUCAUGUCCACAUCUCAUAACCAGGUUUGCUCUGGACUUAUUGCACAACAGACUGAAGGAAAUCCAACCAAGCAAUACUAAUGAAGAGCUGGUGUCGAAAUUGGAUCCAUUUGAACUACUUGUUGGGUGCUUGAGCUCUAAGUAUGAAGAUGUUGUAUCUAGAUCUGUUAGUUGUUUCACUGCGUUGAUAAGGUUACCUUUGCCUUCCCUCAAGUCUGAAGCAGGGAAAGUGAAAACCGAAGUGUUAACUAUCAUUGCUAAGUCUGCAGUGAAUUCCAGUGGUCCUCUUGUGCAGUCAGGCAAAAGCCUCUUAAAAGCUCUUCUCGGCAAUGAAAAUUUCAAUUUAUCACCUGGGGAGUCGAAUAUGCUGAUUCAGCUCCCCAUGAUUGUUGAUCUGGAACCGGAUUCAUCUGUGGAAUCAUUGAAUGCUUCUCUUUCACUUCUAAAGGCCAUCGUGAAAGGGAAAGAUCCGAAGAUAUAUGAUGUUGCGGAUCAGGUUUCAAGGUUGAUGAUAACACAUGAUGAUGAAUCAGUCUCCAAGAAGUGCAAAGAGUUACUGUUAGAUUUUUUGGUCAAUUAUACACUUUCUAAGAAACGCAUAGAAGGACAUUUUAGCUUUCUGCUGAAUAAUCUGAGCUAUAAACAUCCAUCUGGAAGAAAAGUAGUUCUUGAGGUUCUUCAGGAUCUUAUCAAGAAAUUCUCACAACCUAAACACAGCAAGCAGUCAGUUCUUGACCAGCAAUCUCAAAACUUGUUUGUUGAGCUUUCUUGUCGUUUGAAGACAGAAGAUAAUAAAGAAGUGCUGUUCAAGAUUGGUGAUGUGAUAAAACUUCUGAUAGGUCGCAUCAGUGAUUAUAAUUCCAUUCUUGAGUUCUGUCUGGAUUGGUAUAAGCAGGAGAACACACAGGCUAAAGCAGCACAGGUACUGGGAUUAUUCAUUGAAGUCAAGAAGGGUGCAUUUUCGAAGCAUAUCCGCAGUAAAUUGUUGCAGGAUGCUAAAACGAUUUUGGACUCUGCUGUACAGUUGCAAAAUACUGUUGAGGAAGGCAGCAGUCCUUUCUGGGAGGAACCAUACUACUCUCUGGUUAUGAUAGAGAAGAUGCUCAAGCAGUUUCCUCAUUUAUGUUUUGAAAAACAUGUAGAGGAUGUUUGGAAAAUGGUGUUUAAGUUGUUGUUGCACCCACACGAGUGGUUGCGAAGUAUAACCUGCCGGCUCCUGAAUUAUUAUUUUAAGAAAUUAGAAGAGUCUCAGAAACCACUAGUAGCUGAUUCUCUUCUUGGUAAGCCAAGUAGCCUUUUCAUGGUAGCUGCUUCUCUUUGCUUCCAGUUAAAGGUGACCCGCAGCACCCACACCACUGCAGAAGAUAUUCUCACACAGAAUAUUGUUUUUGCGGUCUCUGGUCUUCAUUCUAUGGUUGGACAAUCAGAUCAUGAGUACUGGUCAAGUCUUGACAAGGAUGAGCAAGCAAAGUUCCUCGAAGCCUUUCUAGUAUUUGAUUCAGGGAAAGUAAGGUCUACUUUCCUGGCUCUUACUUCAGACAACCUUAGCAGCGAGAAAGGCCAAGAUGAUGUAAGAAAUGUAUUGGUUGGAAGUUUGCUCAAAAGAAUGGGGAAGCUUGCUCUUGAUAUGGACUUGGUUCAUACGAGAAUUGUGUUCAGGGUGUAUAAAGAAUUUGCCUCAAAGUUGAAUCAAGAAGAGUGUCGACUAUACGCCUUCAGAUUCCUGCUUCCGCUGUACAAAGUCUGCCAAGGGUUUACCGGGAAAGUCAUCUCACCUGAGUCGAAACAGCUAGCGGAAGAGGUAAGAGACAGUGUAAGAGACAAGAGCUUAGGCAGCCAAAUGUUUGUGCAAGUUUACAGAGAAGUCAAAGAGAGCUUGGAAGCGAAGAGGGAGAAGAGGAAGCGAGAGGAGAAGCUAAUGGCGGUGAUAAACCCUGAGAGAAACGCAAAGAGGAAACUCAAGCUAGCUUCAAAGAACAAGGCUAACAAGAAAAGAAGGAUGAUGAGCUGUAAAAUGGCUAGAUGGUCACGCUCUUGAGCUCCCAUUACCAACAUUUAAGCCAUUUUUUAUUUUGUUUAAGAUUAUUAGACUAUAUAUUUAGUCAUUUCUCAAGCAUUUGUGAUCCAUUUUUUU